CAAACUCAACAACCAACAAGCCCUUCAGUCCAGUUCAGUCCAGUCCAGUCCAAUCCAAGCCUCAUUCCAGCUCGACGCCUCACUCGGUCAACCCUUCACAUCCCAUCCCGCUCCACUACAAAGCAAAGAUGUCAUCCAACACCAAAAACCUCUACUACACCGUCCCUCUCGACGACGACCUCGAGUCCCAGGACUACCUCCAAGAGAAGCAAGCUGUGCCCUGGUUCAGCGUCCCCGUCCGAAGCGCGGCCGUUGCCGCUCCCUCUCGCUCUUCUCCCUUGUCUGCUUUGUGGAGACUACCUCAAAGAUGGUGGUCAAACGAUGAUAGCCAUCACCACCACAGCAGCAACACCAACGCUCGCGGUGACCGAGGUUUCUGGGGCCGCUGGAUCUGGCUCGUCCACGUCGUUCUUCUGACUGUUUCCAUGACGCUUUUUGCGCUGUCCAUGUGCACUUUGCAGCAAAGCGCGAGCGCGAGCGCAGCAGCGGCGGUUCAGUGUCAGUGUCAGGGGACUGCGGCGGCGGUGGCGGAGGGGGUGGAUGGUGCUGGUGCUUCGAGUUUUGUUCCUCGCUCUUUCUAUGAAGGAGAGGAGACGGCGACGAAGCCUGCUGUUGUGCUUCCUGUUCCGACUGUCGACAUUCCGGAAUCGCAACAUGUUGAUAUGGAGAUCUCGGUGGAUGAUAAGACUUGGGUGGAAGAUGAGGAGGAGUGAGGAGUGGGAUUGCGUUUCUGUGAAGAGGGCAGGUCUCUGGCUUGAUGCUGGAUGGAAGCUGAUGUCGGAGCAUAUCGUUUGAGUUGUAGUAUCUGGGUGAAGAAUUUAGCCAAUAUGAAUUCUCAUCGUUGGACGAGGAACGAACCGGCCAAACCGACUGCGCUAAACCGCAUUGGGGUCACUGUUCUUCUUCAACUG
Messenger RNA from Neurospora tetraspora, 911 nucleotides. RefSeq lists its product as uncharacterized. The transcript has 2 exons. The coding region runs from base 129 to 713 and encodes 194 amino acids. The record is from RefSeq and is a predicted model, not a curated record. Lineage: Eukaryota; Fungi; Ascomycota; Sordariomycetes; Sordariales; Sordariaceae.